AUGUUUUUAUUACUUGCCAUCGUGGUUUAUCAUUGCAUUCAGAAAUUUUAUAGUUUCAUGCGCCUUAAACACAUCAGAGACAAAUUAUUUAGGCUUUCUGUUGUAACUUCAGUUCAAUUUUUCAAACUGCUGGAAUUCGCAGAUUUAUUGCUUAUGUUUUGUUAUGUUAUUCAUGCUUGGUAUGCUUUAAAUGACAAAACAGAGUAA
Molecule: messenger RNA, 207 nt
Organism: Clunio marinus
Lineage: Eukaryota; Metazoa; Arthropoda; Insecta; Diptera; Chironomidae
Source: the annotation of a GenBank genome assembly